Molecule: messenger RNA, 2235 nt
Organism: Prorocentrum cordatum
Lineage: Eukaryota; Dinophyceae; Prorocentrales; Prorocentraceae
Source: the annotation of a GenBank genome assembly
GGAGGACCUGAAGUGCUAGAAGCGCGUGAAGGUGCAGACCAAACGUCAGCAGUGGCGGAUUCCGACAGAGCAGCUUGUUAGGACAUGCAGCAGCGACUCGCAGAGCAACGUGUCGUUGAGCCAGCUUCUCUCAACGUGCUUGCUCAAGCUUCCCCCUGGUUGUCGGCGGUCUGCACGACCCGAGGCCCUCUGACCUCCAACUCUCUCCUGAACGAAAGCCAUGGGAAGUGCUCCCAGCAAGGCCGCAGUACCCGCCGUGGGGCCCGCCGACGUGUUCGCCCAGGACGUUGGUCGCCUCGUCCAGCAUAAGGCCCGUGCCCAGCAACGCGUGCCCAGCAAGCCGGUGAACCACGGUGGCGGACUUCGUGCUCGCGGACAAAGUUCGCGAGUCAACAAGGACGACGAUUCCGGCCUUGCAGACGAUGCUGGAGGACCCCGAGCUCCGCGGUUGGAUCGUCACGAGAGAGCUGAACUUCGACGACGCGAUCCGCGGGCGGUACCGCAAGGAGUACGUGAGCGUAAGCCAUCGCUGGAUGACCGAAGGUGCCCGUCCCGUCGCGCCCCGCCAGACCCCAAGGGAGUGCAGUUCGCCGCCAUCAAGCAGUAUCUGACGAAGCGCGACGAGGUCAAGUACUUGUGGCUUGACUGGCCGUGCAUGUGGCAGGCGAACAAGGAGGGCCAGCGUGAAAUCACUGUCGACGAGAAGGCCGAGUUCGACCUCAUGCUCAGCGAGGUCAACAUGCUGUACCUCGGUUGCAGGGUCGUCAUCUUGCUGGACAUGACUUACUUGUCCAGGUUUUGGACACUGUACGAAGCGUGGCUCUCCCAAAUGAAGCCAACUUCGACAGGGCUCAAGCCAGCACUCAUCUCUGACGCUUCACGCUGCGACGUGGUUCCCAUCAUGGGAGCGAACGAUGCGUUCAGGUCAGCGCUCCUGAGCACCAUUGCGAAUCAGAUGUCUUCGGCGUCCCUUGCUGCCAAGUACCUCCGUAACGACGACAUUUUGGUAACGAACGCCUCGGACAAGGAGAAGCAGCUCGAUCGGGUGAGCGGGCUCGACUACCGUGUCAUCCAGGUCGAGAUUGAUGCUCAGGCAGAGGCAGGGAGCACAGUUCAGAUGCAAAGAGUCCUCGCGGCCGGCUACGGGCACAGCCUGGGCCUGCUGAAGGACGGCACGGUCACCGCCUGCGGCUGGGACGAACCAUAACCAGAGGUCCGGCGUGGCCCAGUGGAGGGACGUCGUGCAGAUCGCGGCCGGCGGAUGGCACAGCCUGGGCCUGCUGAAGGACGGCACGGUCACCGCCUGCGGCUGAUGACUCUGACGGCCAGAGGUCCGGCGUGGCCCAGUGGAGGGACGUCGUGCAGAUCGCGGCCGGCGGAUGGCACAGCCUGGGCCUGCUGAAGGACGGCACGGUCACCGCCUGCGGCAGGGACGCCAACGGCGAUGACUCUGACGGCCAGAGGUCCGGCGUGGCCCAGUGGAGGGACGUCGUGCAGAUCGCGGCCGGCACGAGCACAGCCUGGGCCUGCUGAAGGACGGCACGGUCACCGCCUGCGGCAGGGACCACAACGGCCAGAGGUCCGGCGUGGCCCAGUGGAGGGACGUCGUGCAGAUCGCGGCCGGCUUUUGGCACAGCCUGGGCCUGCUGAAGGACGGCACGGUCACCGCCUGCGGCUAUGACUCUGAAGGCCAGACGUCCGGCGUGGCCCAGUGGAGGGACGUCGUGCAGAUCGCGGCCGGCGGACUGCACAGCCUGGGCCUGCUGAAGGACGGCACGGUCACCGCCUGCGGCGAUGACUCUGAAGGCCAGACGUCCGGCGUGGCCCAGUGGAGGGACGUCGCGCAGAUCGCGGCCGGCUACAAGCACAGCCUGGGCCUGCUGAAGGACGGCACGUUCACCGCCUGCGGCUGCAACGGUCGUGGCCAGGCGCCUGGCAAAUGAGGGUUGUGAAGUAACUUUGGGCAGGCGCAACCUCGGGCAGGCUUAGCCAUGUUUUCGUCGACGCCGACACCUGUUACACGACGGCCAGGUAGGAGGCGCGACAAGGAACGAUUAGGAGCUCUGGGCGCAGGCGGCUCGGCACUCGCUGGCACGGAAGCCGGCGUGCCUUUGUCCCCGCCCGGCCGGUGCUGGAACAGACCUUUGCUUGGCCUCUGUUCCAGCACAACCGACAGAAAAGCGAAGAAGUUGGCCUCAGCACAACCCCUCAGCACAACCCUCCGGCACAAACCCU